AUGAAAAUCAUUUCUCUCAUCGUCGUCUUGACUUGUUCCUUGACCGCUCUGGCGAUCCCAUACCCUAACAAUGGUCUCGGAGAGAACGCGCCCUGUAAAUCCACCUCUGCAAGAAAGGUCUACAUUGUUGCGGAUGGCUCCCUGAUUAUAUGA
Messenger RNA from Coprinopsis cinerea okayama7#130, 153 nucleotides. RefSeq lists its product as hypothetical. The coding region runs from base 1 to 153 and encodes 50 amino acids. The transcript is spliced from 3 exons. The record is from RefSeq and is a predicted model, not a curated record. NCBI's taxonomy places the organism in Eukaryota, Fungi, Basidiomycota, Agaricomycetes, Agaricales, Psathyrellaceae.